CAUAAAUAGGUUGCUCCUUGCAAAGGCAGGCUGUCUGCAGACGGUGUUGGCCCCCCUGUUCUUCCGAAGGCGGCAGCAACAGCCAGAGGUAUUCCUGGGAAGAUGGCAGAACAGCACGGAGCACUGGAGCAGGCUGUGGCUGGCAAGAGCCGUGGAGGCCUUGGAGGCAGCUACAAGGUGAUCGUAUACGAAAUGGAGAACUUCCAGGGCAAGCGGUGCGAGCUCUCAGCUGAGUGUCCCAACCUGACGGACAGCCUGCUGGAGAAGGUGGGCUCCAUCCGUGUGGAGUCGGGGCCGUGGCUGGCAUUCGAAGGCAGAGCCUUCCACGGGGAGCAGUUUGUCCUGGAAAAGGGGGAUUACCCUCGCUGGGAUGCCUGGUCCAACAGCCACCACAGUGACAGCCUCCUGUCCCUCCGGCCUCUGCACAUGGAUGGUCCGGAUCACAAGCUUCACCUGUUUGAGAACGCGGCUUUCAGUGGCCGGAGGAUGGAGAUAGUGGAUGACGACGUGCCCAGCCUCUGGGCUCAUGGCUUCCAGGACCGUGUGGCGAGCGUCCGGGCCAUCAAUGGGACGUGGGUUGCCUAUGAGUUUCCCGGCUACCGCGGGCGCCAGUACGUGUUCGAGCGGGGCGAGUACCGCCACUGGAACGAGUGGGACGCCAACCAGCCGCAGCUGCAGUCCGUGCGCCGCAUCCGCGACCAGAAGUGGCAUCAGCGGGGCUGCUUCCUCCGCAGCUGAAGGGCGCCCAGGCCCCAGCGGGCCAGGCCUGCCUUGGGGGUUCAGCAAGGACAAGAGGACGAGGCCCCAGGGCUGGGCCGAGGGCCUGCCUGUCCACCCUUCCCCGGGACCUGCUCAAUAAAGCCUGGGGCCGGUCCCCCACCUGCCA
Molecule: messenger RNA, 886 nt
Organism: Hipposideros armiger (great roundleaf bat)
Lineage: Eukaryota; Metazoa; Chordata; Mammalia; Chiroptera; Hipposideridae
Gene: CRYBB3
Product: crystallin beta B3
Exons: 6
Coding region: 103-738 (211 amino acids)
Biological process (GO): lens development in camera-type eye; visual perception
Molecular function (GO): structural constituent of eye lens
Source: RefSeq, a predicted model, not a curated record